Molecule: messenger RNA, 378 nt
Organism: Protopolystoma xenopodis
Lineage: Eukaryota; Metazoa; Platyhelminthes; Monogenea; Polystomatidea; Polystomatidae
Source: the annotation of a GenBank genome assembly
AUGAAAAGGCGGAACUGUCGUGGCUCUACCUGGUACAGGAACCAGAUGCCGCCCGCAAGACCCGAUGAUCUGGUGGUGGAGAAGACUCCAGCCUACUUUCAUAUGCCUAAUGUUCCACGUCGAGUAAGGGACAUCUUGCCGGACAUCCGUCUGAUACUCAUCCUGCGAGAUCCCUUAGAAAGGACAAUAUCCGAUUAUUUACAGGUAAGUAACCGGAAUUCACGAAGGUUAGAUAACUUAACAAUUCUCGCAAACCCUCAAUGCAUUUCAGUGGAUUGUUUUUUUGUCAAAAAUGUUCUAUGCCACAUGAGAGUCCAUGUCACACUCAAUAUCCAUAACACAAAGCCGUCUUGCUUUUUCUUUUUCUUGAUUACAUAA